Molecule: messenger RNA, 831 nt
Organism: Sorghum bicolor (sorghum)
Lineage: Eukaryota; Viridiplantae; Streptophyta; Magnoliopsida; Poales; Poaceae
Exons: 6
Coding region: 1-831 (276 amino acids)
Source: RefSeq, a predicted model, not a curated record
AUGAUGCAUAAGUGGGACGUUGAGGAUAAUGAGGAAAAUAGGAAAAAGAUAUGGACCAUCGCAAAUGAGCGUUACAAAGGAUGGCGGUCCACAUUUAGUGCUACGUACAGGGCGUACACCACCUAUGAUGAGAGAAUGAGACACAAGCCUGAAGAGUUGGACAUUGUUGAAUGGCACUAUCUGGUGUUGUAUUUUGGCAGUGAAAAAUUUCAGAGGAUUAGCAACAAGAAUUCUCAGAAUCGGCAGAAUGUAAAGAUACACCAUUUGACAGGAUCAAAGUCUUUUUCUCAGUGUAGCUAUGAACAGAGGGACCCAUUAACUGGUGAUGAGCCAAAUGAUUUGGAGCUUUUUAUGUUGACGCACAGUAAGAAUGGGCGAUGGACAAGCCAAGAAUCUAGGAAUGUCUAUGAUAAUGCAAGCAGCAAAAUUUCAGAGAGGGAAUCAAAUGGAGAUGCAAACAUCAUCUCAGAUGUGGAGCAAAACCAGAUUUUCCAGACAGCCUAUAAGGAAACAAGAAAAUGCAAAUCAGCCAAGAUCCUUGCUAAUGGAUACUUGGCAAGGUACCCAACAAGAAGGCAGCUACUCUCUGAGGAAUACCAGUACCACGUCCGUCAAGAUGCGGCACUCAUGGACGCAUUUUCAAAGCUACAAGAAAGAAUUGAAGCUCAAGAGGCUGAAAGGGAGAUCGAAAGGGAAGAACAUAGGCGUCAGAUGGAAGAAAUGUUGAAGUCAAGAGAGGCCGAUAGAGAAGCACUUAGGCAAGAGUUUAUGUCAAUGAUGCAAGCAGCACAAGGACAAGCAUCCUUACAACAGGCUAAUAAAGAUGGGUAA